AUGUCAGCUACAAUCACCCAGACCGUCUCAAGGCCGAACCACCUACCAUCUCGUCUCUUGGACGACUACGAUCUGCAUCACUCCGGCAAAGCGCAGAAGAACACUGAAGAGACAACCCCGCAGGGAGGCCUUUCAGCAGAACCGCCGCACUGGGAUGUUCCGCAUCGCCGGGUUCCAGCAUACAGGCCAAUCGACACGGAAAGAGAUCAGUCGCAGAUUCGCGUUUACACGCAUCCCGCCGAGAGGGUCUUCAUCGCGACUAUGUUCACAGGCGUUUUUGUCAACGCAACUGCGGCGAAGGCUUGGCGAGCAUCGUUUGGCCGUCUCAAUGAGAAUAUUUUCAAGUACAAGAUUGGGGGCGAGAUCUGA
Molecule: messenger RNA, 369 nt
Organism: Verticillium nonalfalfae
Lineage: Eukaryota; Fungi; Ascomycota; Sordariomycetes; Glomerellales; Plectosphaerellaceae
Exons: 2
Coding region: 1-369 (122 amino acids)
Source: RefSeq, a predicted model, not a curated record